Molecule: messenger RNA, 2023 nt
Organism: Anopheles gambiae (African malaria mosquito)
Lineage: Eukaryota; Metazoa; Arthropoda; Insecta; Diptera; Culicidae
Exons: 4
Coding region: 1205-1774 (189 amino acids)
Source: RefSeq, a predicted model, not a curated record
UAACAGUGAGCCUGUCCGUUCAACCUUGUCACAUAAAUGCUUAAUAAAAGCAUGUGCCGUUGUCUCGAUUUGGAACAAAAUACCCCGCUGCUGUUGUUGAUCUUCCUCAUUAACCGGUUAGAACUUUCUCCAAUGUGUGUUCCCAGUCUUCGACGCACUGAACACCACCACAAAACCCAACGCCUACUAUAUGGUGUGUUGUGCCAGCGAUGCGUUGACAUUUGCGUGGGCUAUAAUCGGCAACACGAAGCAACAACAACAACAAUGGGCCUCCGCAGUUCGAAAACUAAUUGAGUGCUAGUUAUCACACCGUACACUGUAGUGGCGGGAAUAGUUGAUACCAAUGGGGGUAAAAGCGGACCAGCAACCUUGGGUUCGUUGUUUUCCAUUAAUGUGCGUGUUGAUUAGACGACGUCAUGUUUGAUGCAUGCGACACCGUUAUUGGCGACACCGACUACCGGCCUGGUGUCAUUUUUUGAGGUACGUAGUAGGCUGUUGUGAAGUUUAAAAUAUACCAUCUUCACCGUGCGUCAGCAACGUUUGUUUGCGGCUAAUGUUGGCAGAAAGAUGACACACCAUGCUAAACAUUUCCCGCAUUGCUUAACCGGCCCACCCAGUGCACCCGAAAGGAACCGAAUUAAACUUCCAUCCCGCUUAUCGAACGAUCAUCAAUCGAUAUGACGUUAAAGCGAAUGAAGAUUGCACACAUCUGUCAUCGUGCGUUGGUCCCCAAAACGGUCCCCCGCCCCGUUCUCUGUAAUGCAUACCCAAACCCCGAUAAUUGAGCACCACAACCUCGAGCCACAGGGCCUCACACCCGGUUUGGAGAGUUUUGGAUACCUUUCACCCACUUCAACCGAUAAGUGGCCGAUAAGAAAACCGAAACGUUCUACCUCCUCAACACCACGAUACGCGGAGGGCUGCGGCGCAGGAAUGGGCAAGGGACUGCUGAUUGCCCACCGGUUCUCGUAUAAAAACGCAACCGCGGGCAGGUGCACGGGUUCAGUUGUCUGCUGGAAUUCUUGCGCGCUUGAUCGAACAUAGUGUGCGGGUGGAACUAUCAUCGCGCUGUGACCUGCUGUGCUCUGUGUGCCGCGUGUGUGAUUUGGUGCGUAUUUUGUGUUGCUGUGGCCAUUAUACGUGUCAUUACGCAGCUGUGAUAGAGUGUGCAACCACAGGGUGGAACGUAAAUAGCCGCUUCAAUAUGAAACUAAACCUGGCAACGACGUGGCUGCUGCUGGUGGCGUUCACAGUGAAUGAAGUGCGAGGGCAGCUGCGGUGCUACGUGUGUGAAAACUGUCCCGACCCGUUCGAGGGCACCUCGGCCCAGCUUCAGGCCUGUCCGGCGUCAGAAUCGACGACCACCACACAGAUGCCCCCGGGGGGUGAUACAACGAUCCUUACGCCACCGCCCCUUCCGACGGGCGAUGGUAGCGGUCAGCAGACGACGACGACGGUAGCAACGACCACGGAAGCGCCACCGACACCAAGCACGCCGGUGAUCACGCCACCGCCAGUGGUCGGUCGCCGAAAGCGUCAGACAGCAGCGACCGGAUACCGUUGCUUCCGGAUUGAGCACUCCAACACCGUCCGCCGGGGAUGCGCCGCCUACCUGGGCAACCAGGCCGACACCUGCCUGUCCGUGAACGGUGGCACCAAUCCCAUCGGCUGUACGCUCUGCGACUGGGAAGGAUGUAACAGUGCGACCGGGCUGCGAGUAUCGCUGUUCGCGCUUCUGCUCGCUGUACUGCUGUCGGUCGUGCUGAAGCAGUAACGCCCCACAGAAGUAGCAGCCUUCGGCUCCCAACUCCCACCGCAAACCCCUCAGCAAAAGCUGCUCGACAGACAGCAACUACUCGGGGGUUUACUACUCACGGAUGGAUGGAGUCAGCUGAUCUUGAGGCACAAAUGGCAACCGUACCGUACAGAAGGAUGGUACAUCGCUGGGCAUUAGGUUAUGUGACUAGGUUAAAUACAAAGGCCAGUCAGACGGCCAAAUAAACAGACAGUUUAAUCAUAACGA